AUGUUUCUCGAAGUCGAACCGGAGCCAGAAGAUCAACCGCUAGCAAUUACGGCCGCCAAAGAUCGUCAAAAUGAGCAAGAAUUGAGCAAAUUACAACGUGCCUUUCGUCACCAAGCUCGCGGACUUCCAACGAACAACUUCAAGGAAAGUGCCAUACUCACGCGAGACAUUCGCACAUUCACUGCCGAAACUGCGGCACUCGAUACGGUGCUCGAUCACGUGCUUUGUCGGCAACAUGUGGCGACUUACGAAGGUCAUGUCAAGUACUUGCAAGAUCACAUCGAGUGUCAACGCGAUCUGGACGAACAAAUAAAACUCAACAAAAUUUUCGUGGAACAACUGAACAGCCAAUUACGACGCUUGGAUGCACUGGAGUUGGAAUUAAGACGUAACUCGAUGACGGACUUCGAAAGAUCGCAAAAAAUUCAGAAAGCAAAAAAGGAUUACGACACGUUCGAUCAACGGUUAUUUGUGUCGCGACAACGUGAGGGGAUUUUGGCAAAGGAAAAUCGAGAGUUGCAGGAUUAUAUAAGACACAUGUUGGUGGAACGGGAGAAUUUUCAUCAGAAUUGGGAUCGGCUGGUGCAGGAGCUUGGACAGAAUAAGCGAUAUUUGAUUGAUUUGAUUGAACGAAGUGUUUUGGCGUUUACACGAGAUGAAGAUUGGUUUGCGAAAAUUGAUGGAUUGGAGCAGCGGGCAUUGAUUUCGCAGAAUGUUCAUGUCUCGGAGAUUUUGCAGCUAUUUCGGAAGUUGGACGCAGAUCAAAUUUAUCAAGAUUAUCUGGGAGUGAAAGGGUUUAGGCGAGAAAUGAUGCCUUUGGAUGAACGUGAAGUUCGACGGCGAGAAUACGUUGAAACGUGCCUCAAAGAAAAAUUACAUCAAUUUUGGAAGAUUAUCAAUAAAAUUAAGGAACGUUACGGAGUGAAAAAUAAAAGUACUGAAAACACCGACGACUCACCAAAAAGCACUGAAGAAAAGUUGUUAUUAUUGUGGAAAAUAAUCGAUCAACAGAAAAUCAGCAAAGAUGGCUAUUUUGCUCAUUUUAAAUAUUUAAAUGAAGUUUACAACUCUAUUGAACUCUUGAACGGUCGGAUUGUUGAUAAGCAAAAACGCAUUUCCGCAGUUCGUGACAUUCAAAAUAACAACAAAAAUGCAUUUACUGAAAAUUACUUAAGCAUUUUCAACGAACUGCAGAAACAGAAGGAACGCACGACAGAACAACAAAACGCUUGGAAAACGUCAGAAACACAAUUGCUAAAUUAUCUCUCCAUCAUCCAUGACAUGUUCAAAUUGCUCAAUUGUGACACCAGCUUUAUCGAAUCCCUGCUCGGCGAUAAGAAAAGUGUCACAAAUUUCAAUAUCAAACUUUUUCUUUCGACUCUCGAAGCGACAAUGAACAAAAUUCUGGCGUACAUUUAUUAUUGCGAGACAAAAUCUAAAGUGCCGGCAAGUCGGCGCACCGUAAGGACACAACAACGUGCCGCAUCCCGGAAAAUCAUUGCAAUUCACGAAACUGUCAACACCACUCAGUGUUCGGAAUGCGCUGAACGCGAAGACGUGAAUCGCUACGACGAGACAAUUGUCCUUCCGAGUGCUGCGGCGACUGUCAAGGAACGCGUCAAGCAACGCGUGAAGGCGAAUGAGCUCGAGUACCGGUUACAUAACUUGAGCAAAUGCCGUCUUCCAAAGUCACGCAUUUUGGUGAAUAAGCGAUUUAUGUAA
Molecule: messenger RNA, 1722 nt
Organism: Culicoides brevitarsis
Lineage: Eukaryota; Metazoa; Arthropoda; Insecta; Diptera; Ceratopogonidae
Product: outer dynein arm-docking complex subunit 1-like
Exons: 2
Coding region: 1-1722 (573 amino acids)
Source: RefSeq, a predicted model, not a curated record